AUGAAUUCUCAAAUAUAUUACAAGUUCAAAAGUGCCAAAGAUUAUGACAAUAUUACUUUCGACGGUCUCGGAAUCUCUGUUUUCGAUGCAAAAAAGGAAAUUUUAACUGCAAAAAAACUGAAAGGAAAUGAUUUCGAUAUUGUAGUUACCCAUGCUGAAUCUGGAGAAGAUUACCAAGAAGACACUGCAAUAAUACCUAGAAAUACACCUAUAGUCGUUCGACGAGUACCCACUAAGCAAGGAAAGGGGACUGCGCACCGUUAUUUAGAGGGAGUGCCAGCCCCACGCAAUGCAGCGACCGGAAAUCGAGUUAAUUAUGGAAAUGCUAAUGGAUCAAUGUCAAAAACUUUCGACUCUUCCAAGCAACAACAACAAAUGCAAAUUUCACGACCUUCCCCUAUUCCAACCAUAACUCACAGCUCUGGUGAAGAACAAACUGAAGAAGACAAAAUUGCAGCUAUGUUUGCUCAAUCAUCAGAAUUUUGGGAAAAAACACAGGAACAGAUGGCUUCAAAACCAGCACUUCGAAGGCCAAAUCAGCCUCGUCCGCAAGUGAAGCAACAAAUUCUAAAGGCUCUGCCACCAAAUUAUGUCUGUUAUAGAUGUGGGCAAAAAGGACAUUGGAUUCAAGCUUGUCCGACAAAUGGUGAUAGAUCAUUCGAUCACAUGAAAGUUAGAAAGACGACGGGAAUACCUAGAAGUUUCUUGCAAAAAGUUGAACAAGUGCCUCCCGGAGGAAAAGGAGUUCUUGUUACACAGGAUGGGAAUUUGGUUAUUGCGCAAGCAAAUGAAGCUGCCUGGCAAAAAUUUCAUGCUCGUCAAAAAUCAUAUGUGACUACAAAUGAAGUACUUGAAGAAACGCUACCGGUGCCUCCUGAACUCCAAUGCAUGAUAUGUGCCCGACUUCUUAGAGAAGCGGUUAUAACGCCGUGUUGUCAGGCCUCAUUUUGUGAUGAAUGUACGUAUCGUUAUUGUUGUUUGCAGAGACAACAAAUUUUAGAUUUUUGUUAUGAAUUUUAUAGAUUAAUUAGUCAGAUAGAAAAUAUAACAGAGUGUGGAAUUGAUGAUCCAAGACAAAUUGGUGGUCUCAGUCAAUGUCUGGAUUGCAAUGAGAAAAUUGAUUCCUACAUUAUUGAUAUAAUUACCGAACAAGAAGAUCAGCAGUUCAAGUGUCCAAAUUGUCAAUCUCAAUUAUCACCUGAUGGCUUAUUACCUGACAAAGCAACUAGAGAAGCUGUGAACAAUCAUUUAAGAGAUUGGGCAAGGCGUAGAAAUGAACAGAUUGUACCUGAGGGUAAUAGUGAAGAGGAAGUUGAUAAUAAUAAUAACAAUGACUUGAAUAUGAAUAAUGUGGUUGUUGAAGAGGAUACGAUAGAAGUGUCAACAUUGGCUGAAACUUUAGUAGUGGAAAAGGAUCAAACACCACCAACAACGGAUCUCAUAGAUCAUGAACCACCUCCAAAAGUGAAGGUUGAGCCGGUUGUUACUAAAGUCGAAUUGCCAAAAAAACCAAUCCAUGAACUUCCUCAAAUACCUCCACCGCAACAAUCAAUACUCUCUCAACAAUCUCAGUUACCACAACAACGUACGGACAAUUUGGAUAUUACAAUGAUUUCGGAUUUGGUUAUGAUCAAGGAUACUGCUGGAUAUCCUCAGAUGAAUAUGAAUAUGAUGAAUGCGCCGGGCGGUUAUUACGACCCAUCAUAUUUUGAAUCCGGAUUUUACCCGGCCGAUCAUUUCCCGGCACAAUUCAUUCCACCCUUUAGACCACCAGUAUAUGAUGAAUUCUGGGAUAAUAGGCCAAUGAUUCCACCACAAGGUAAUUUCACCCCAUUUGGGAAUAAUGUGGGAGGUGGUAUGGGUGGUGGUGCUAUACAACCUUUCAGAGGUGGUUUUCGUGGCGCAUUUGCUCAACGUGGGGGUAACUUUCAAACCCGUGGCCGUGGUGGAGGUGGAGGUCGUGGAAGAAGUACAAAUUAUUUCUACGAGCAACGACCAUUUAAUAGCGGACACGGAAGUAGUAGUAAUAAUGAAUUUAGAAGAGAAUCAAGCAUGAGCCCUUCGGUGGGCAGGAGAGAAGCGUCCGAAAGACCAGAGUACCGGGAAGGUGAACAAAAGUAUGAAGAUGAGCGAUUAGUGGACGAUUUUGGACGUGAUUUGGCACGUCGAAAAUCGUUAACGUCACAUAAUUCUCCAGAUAAGGAUAGUCGUGACAAGCUAACCCCUCCCCUUUUACCUGAUCGUGAUAGACGCGAUAGGGACAUGAUAACAGAUGAAGAUUUGGAUAAUGAUCGAAGAUAUGUUGAUGAACGGCGCGUGUCGGAUGAUAGACGAUACUAUGAUGAUCGUCGAUAUUCCAUAUCCGAUAGAAGAGAUGAAAGGCGUGAAUCAAUUUCGGACAGAAGAAGCGAUAGAGACAGAGAUAAUAGACGUGAUGACCGUCGUGAUUCAUAUAAUAGUUCACGUUAUGAUGGUAGACGUGAAUCAAUUGGUGAUAGAAAAGAUAGUAGACGUAUUUCAAUAGACGAAAGAAAAGAUGACAUACGUAAUCAAGGUUUACCUAACGAACGUUAUAAUGAUCAGGAAAAAGCUCGAACCCCUUCUCCCAAUAAUAUGAUGAAUGAUGAAAAUGAUAAUGUUUCUUCAACAAAAGAUGAUAGGCCUACUACACCUCCUUCACCUGACAAAUUUCUAGAUAAACGUCGACAUUCUUCAUCUCACAAACAUCGAAGUAGUAAAUAUCACAGAUCGUCACAUCAUCGACACGAGUCAUUAGAUAAAGAAGACACGGAAAGAAAUUCUACAUCAAAGCUUCGUCAUACUCCCUACCCCAAAGAUGAUUAUCAUCGAAGUGGAAAUCGAAAACAUAAAAAACAUCAUACUUCACGUCAUCAUAGUAAUCGUCAUCGUAAUAGUAGGUCUAAAGAAGGCGAAAGUAUUAGACGGAGAAAUUAUAGCAGAGAUCGGGAUGAAC
Funneliformis geosporum is the source of this 2974-nucleotide messenger RNA. Lineage: Eukaryota; Fungi; Glomeromycota; Glomeromycetes; Glomerales; Glomeraceae. The record is from the annotation of a GenBank genome assembly.